AAUAUCACUGCUAUACUGCGCAUGUGCAUUGUCCCCUGUCAGCCGCAAAUAUAAACAUUGGACCACGUUAUUUACACUAACAUGUUCAGAGGAUUGACAUCGCCAGACACCCCCGGAAUUUAAAUUUUUGACGAUUUGAUAGGAAGAGGAAUGGGUCUGUUGUCUGAAGGUUCGCCCCUUGACUGGACAGAGACGAAGGCGUAUGCCGAUCACGUGCGAAAACAUGGCAUCAAACAGUUCAUAAAUCUAUAUCACAAACUACAGGACAGGACCAAAGAUGUGUUAUACUGGGGAGACGAGGUGGAGUAUAUGCUGGUCAAAGUGAGUCAAGAAAAGAAGAAAGCUCAGCUGGCCCUGACUGCUGAACCAAUCCUGAAGGAAUUACAAAAGGCAGAGCAGGCUAACCCUAAGAACCAUCCAACCACAUGGCGACCAGAGUAUGCCAAUUAUAUGGUGGAGGGGACCCCGGGGAAACCCUAUGGGGGAAUGAUGGCUCACUUCAAUGUGGUGGAAUCCAACAUGAGACUCAGGAGGGAGGAGAUUCAGAAAUGGUGUGGUGAGGAUAUUGUCCCCCUCUCUCUGACUUCCUAUCCAAGAUCUGGCUGUCCAGGAUUCACUGAUCCGGAACACACACCCACACCAAGCAGCGGAGCAUCACAUUCACUGUUUUUCCCAGAUGAAGCCAUUUUUCCUGGACAUCCACGAUUUAAAACCUUGACCAGAAACAUAAGACAGAGAAGAAACAAAAAAGUUGCAAUAAACAUUCCAGUUUACAAGGAUAAGUUUACCAAGUCUCCGUACCUGGAUGAUUUCGCUGCCCUGGGGGAUGAUGGGGAGAGUCAGGCGGGGGCUAAGCCGGACCACAUCUACAUGGACUGUAUGGGGUUCGGUAUGGGCUGCAGCUGUCUCCAGGUCACCUUCCAGGCCUGUAAUAUCACCGAGGCCAGGAAACUCUACGACGACCUGGCUCCUCUCUGUCCUAUCAUGCUGGCCCUGAGUGCAGCAGCACCCAUCUACCGCGGUCACUUGGCAGAUAUUGAUGCCAGAUGGACGGUCAUCUCACAGUCAGUGGACGAUCGCACAGAUGAAGAAAGGGGAGAAAAACCAUUAAAAAGUGACAAGUUUGUGAUCAACAAAUCUCGUUAUGACUCCAUAGACAGUUACUUAUCGCCCUGUUACAGAUGUAAUAAUGAUAUUGACCUGGUGUAUGAUCAUGGUAUUUACAAAGAGCUCCGAGCAGCAGAUGUAGACGAACCUCUCUCUAAACACAUAGCUCACCUGUUUAUCCGGGACCCGGUCUCCUUGUUCAGUGAAAAAAUUAAUCAGGACGAUGAGAAGGACACAGAUCAUUUUGAGAAUAUCCAGUCAACCAACUGGCAGACCAUGCGUUUUAAACCUCCCCCUCCCAACAGUAACAUUGGGUGGAGGGUAGAAUUCAGACCAAUGGAGGUUCAGCUUUCUGACUUUGAGAAUGCUGCUUACACUGUGUUUAUAGUUUUACUGACGCGGGUCAUCUUAACCUACGGACUCAGCUUUGUUAUCCCAAUAUCUAAAGUAGAUGAAAACAUGAAGACUGCUCACAAUAGAGAUGCUGUGCUCAAUGAUCAAUUUUACUUCCGCAAGGAAAUCUUCACAGACUGUACCCCAGAGGAGUUCACCAAGUGUAUGCCUGAGUAUUGUGCUGAUUCAAAGUGUACCAAUAAAACAGACGAGCAGUGUAGACUGAUGUCAAUAAAUGAAAUCAUCAAUGGCAGUGCUGACUUCCCUGGAAUGAUUCCUUUGAUUCAUGGCUACUUAAAUAGCAUGGAGGAUCAAGAUUUAGAUGUGGACACAAGAUGCACAAUAUUGAACUAUCUCAACCUGAUAUCUCAUCGAGCCUCAGGUAAGUGUGAGACAACUGCUAGAUGGAUGAGGAACUUUGUCUUGCACCACCCAGCGUAUAAACAGGACUCAGUGGUGUCCGAUGAAAUUAACUUUGAUUUGAUGUAUGCAUGCAUAGAACGCAGUAAAUGCUGCAUGUCUGCCACAAAGACUAACCUAACGUUACCAGAGGCUCUGGUCAAAUCCGAGAAAUACCUCAAUAAAAGGAACCCGUAUACGUACACCAACACUAUAAAAGAGGACCUACCAAACGGAGACGUGGACAAAUAAAAACUCAGACAUUUAUAUAUAUACCGGUAGUGAAUACUUAAAUGAAGAGGUCAGAUUUAAUCAGGUCAUCAUUUUAUCCAAUGACUGUGGGAAUAACUUUUACACACAGAUUAUUUUUGCUUUUUGUUUUUAUAAUUGGUGUAUAUACUGGUAAUUUAUGCUGCAGGCAUGCUUGGGUACACAUUUUUAUUGAUUAUAUGAAAGAAUAAUGAUUUUUUAAUCAUGUCAGAUGCCCAUUAAAAUUUUAAAAUUUGGCAAAUGCCCAUUGA
This is a messenger RNA of Saccostrea cuccullata (small rock oyster), 2420 nucleotides long. Its product is annotated as glutamate--cysteine ligase catalytic subunit-like. The record is from RefSeq and is a predicted model, not a curated record. Gene Ontology annotation, cellular component: glutamate-cysteine ligase complex. Gene Ontology annotation, biological process: glutathione biosynthetic process. NCBI's taxonomy places the organism in Eukaryota, Metazoa, Mollusca, Bivalvia, Ostreida, Ostreidae. The transcript has 16 exons. Gene Ontology annotation, molecular function: glutamate-cysteine ligase activity. Bases 151 to 2151 code for a protein of 666 amino acids.